GCCUCCGCCUGUCGCGGGCCACGCAGCGGCGGGAGAGCGCGCUCCGGGGCGGCGGCGUCCUGGAGACCUCCGAGAGAUGGAAGCGGCGGCGCCGGCGGCGGCCGAAGCGGCGGGGCGCGAGGAGCUCGAUAUGGAUGUAAUGAGGCCCUUAAUAAACGAGCAGAAUUUUGAUGGGACAUCAGAUGAAGAGCAUGAACAAGAGCUCCUUCCUGUUCAGAAGCAUUACCAGCUUGAUGAUCAAGAGGGUAUUUCAUUUGUGCAAACUCUUAUGCAUCUUCUUAAAGGAAAUAUUGGAACUGGCCUGUUAGGGCUUCCACUGGCAAUAAAAAAUGCAGGCAUAGUGCUUGGACCAAUCAGCCUUGUGUUUAUAGGAAUUAUUUCUGUUCACUGUAUGCACAUUUUGGUACGCUGCAGUCACUUUCUGUGUCAGAGGUUUAAAAAGUCAACAUUAGGUUAUAGUGACACUGUGAGUUUUGCUAUGGAAGUAAGUCCUUGGAGCUGUCUUCAGAAGCAAGCAGCAUGGGGACGGACUGUGGUUGACUUUUUUCUGGUGAUAACACAGCUGGGAUUCUGUAGUGUUUAUAUUGUCUUCUUAGCUGAAAAUGUAAAACAAGUUCAUGAAGGAUUCCUGGAGAGUAAAGUGUUUCUUUUGAAUAGUACCAAUUCAUCAAACCCUUGUGAGAGAAGAAGUAUUGACCUAAGGAUAUAUAUGCUUUGCUUUCUUCCAUUCAUAAUUCUUUUGGUCUUCAUUCGUGAGCUAAAGAAUCUAUUUGUGCUUUCAUUCCUUGCCAACAUUUCCAUGGCUGUCAGCCUUGUGAUAAUUUAUCAGUAUGUCAUUAGGAAUAUGCCAGAUCCCCACAACCUUCCAAUAGUGGCUGGUUGGAAAAAAUACCCACUCUUUUUUGGUACUGCUGUGUUUGCUUUUGAAGGCAUAGGAGUGGUUCUUCCACUGGAAAAUCAAAUGAAAGAAUCAAAACGUUUCCCUCAAGCAUUGAAUAUUGGCAUGGGAAUUGUUACAACCUUGUAUGUAACAUUAGCUACCUUAGGAUAUAUGUGUUUCCGUGAUGAAAUCAAAGGCAGCAUAACUUUAAAUCUUCCCCAGGAUGUAUGGUUGUAUCAAUCAGUGAAAAUUCUAUAUUCCUUUGGCAUCUUUGUGACAUAUUCAAUUCAGUUCUAUGUUCCGGCAGAGAUCAUCAUCCCUGUGAUCACAUCCAAAUUUCAUGCUAAAUGGAAACAAAUCUGUGAAUUUGCGAUAAGGUCCUUCUUGGUUGCUAUUACGUGUGCCGGAGCGAUUCUGAUCCCGCGGCUGGAUGCUGUGAUUUCCUUGGUCGGGGCUGUGAGCAGCAGCACCCUGGCCCUGGUCCUGCCACCUUUCGUUGAGAUUCUUACAUUCUCUAAGGAACACUACAGCCUGUGGAUGGUCCUGAAAAAUACUUCCAUAGCAUUCACUGGCAUUGUGGGAUUCUUCUUAGGUACAUAUGUAACUGUGGAAGAAAUUAUUUAUCCUACUCCCAAAGUUGGUGUGCCACAAAACCGUUCUCUAAAUUUGAAUUCAACCUGCUUUCCAUCUGGUUUGAAAUAGUGGAAGCAGAAUUAUGAGUCUUCUCCUUUUGUCUCGAUUCUGAAAAUGAUGAAAAUAAGAACUAGUAGAACAUAUUGCCAUGUGCUUAAAAAUAGAACCAAAUUCUCUUUUCUUUUGGCACAGUAAUGGUAUUUUAGUAGUAGACUGUAAUUCUUUACCCAUAGUGGUAAACUAUGACAGAUUAUUGGUUUUAACUAUUAGCAAUAAUUUCAAAAAAUUUAGUUUUGAAAAUUUUUUAAAUCAAAAUUAACAAAAUGUAGAAAAAUUAAAGAAUAAAAAGACUUCCACUAUUCUUCAAUCAAUCAGAAAUACUCUAAUGAAGAUUCUGUUUUAUACCCAUGCUCCUCUUUCCCCACCCAGUUGAGGGGAGAACAGGGUUCUAACAAUAAGAGAAUCAAAGAAGGACAUAGUUAACAAAAAUCUUCUCACUAUCUCGGUGAAUAUCAAAGUGUACUUUGUGUAUAAUGUAAAAAUGUCCUAAAUUGUGUUUUUACUAGAGAGCCAAAUACUUACAAUUCAUCCCUGGAAGGAUAGAAAACUCAUUAACCCUAAUGUAAACAUCAGAAAUCCCUACAACCAGAAUUAUUCUACACUAUUUUAUGAUGGUAGUUGACCUGCACAAUGAAAACUCUGAGGCACUGUGUGAGAUCCUGACUUAGUGUCUCAAUCAAAUUUGAAAGAGACUUUAAGGGUUAUCCAACACAAUUCCCUUAUUUCUUACCUAAGGAAAUUCAUGCACAGAAAGGUUAAGUAACUUGGUCAAGACCACUCAGCUUUGAGAUCAAGCAAGAGAACCUGAUCUUUUGACCCCCCAGUCGAAAAUCCAGUCAGGAUUUUUUAUUUUUUACAUCACAUCCAGGAAAAGGAAUAAAUUAUGUCCAGUUAGUCUUUAGUGUUGCAUCUAUUUAAUUAUAUUUUAACACUUGGAAAGCCAGUGAUCUUUGAAUAGUAUAUGUGACCCAACCAUAAAAAUCAGAGAACUCUGAAAAGCAUGUAUUAUAGCCAUAUAAAUAAACCCCAACAAGAGAAAGAAGUUUUUUGUUUUGUUUUGUUUUAAAAAAUAGAAAUCACAUGCCGGUUUAACUGCUGGCUAGUAGAAGGUACCCAGCUACUCUGUUUGUGGCUCAAACUCUCCUUAUUAGUUCUUCCCUUUUUGGGUUUUGUAGGCACCAUCUUUCUCAAUGGCAGAAAAUAGGUAUCUGACAAAAUACAGGAUAUGUGUAUUCCUUCCAGCCCUGUGGCUUUUUCAUUAUAGCCUUUUACUGAUCUAAAUGGGCAGAAUAAAAAAAAAAAAACAUAAAGAAAUUUGUGCUGAGGAAAAAUCAAGGCAACAGUAGACUACUAAAUCUUGAGACACUCCAGGUUUCUUCCAGAGAAAUACCUUUUAUUACUCCAUAUUUGUCAAGCCCAGUUAUUAACCAAAACAAUCUCAGUUGACAUGAAAAAUGAAAAAUUUUACAUUUAAAACAUUAAGAAUCUUGACUUUUUAAAAAACCCAUACUUUAAAACAUGUUGAACUUUUUAAUCAGGCUGAUGGUACUCUAAUUUGUAAUACUGUAAGAUAUCAUCAAGAUCACUGUAGUGUGUGUAUUCUGUAUUUUUAUAUAUAAAUGUUAACUUAGUUCAACUAUUUUUUGCUUUGCAUUAUUAAUGAGUCAUCAAAUACAAUUCUAACAAAGUAUCAGAAGCUUUAUUUUUGUACAAAUUCAUAAGAAUCAAACUUUUUUUAAACAUUUACAUUAGAUAUCACCAAUAAUUGUUUGUGAUACUUUUUUAUCAAAUCUGUUCUGUUGAGCUUUUAGUCAUACUGAGAGAAUGUGGGCAAAGUCAUAGGAAAAGUAAUCGUCAUUGAAACUGUUGUAUAAUUGUGUUUCUAAGAAUAAAUUAAGUUGUUUUUUAAAAAUGUGUAACUUGGUGUAAAAUGACUUGAAAACCGUUAUUUAAUAGAAAGCACUAUUAUUUUGUCUCUUCAGAUAUUUCUAGUCUAUGCAUGAAAUUUUAUUUUUAUACUUUGACCUGUUUAUUUUCCUUAUUAAUUCAUCAAAUUCAAUAAAUUUUGAAUAGUUGAUCAUAGCAAUAAAUAAAUUUUAGAUUUCGCACGAACAAAAUGUUGAGCGCAUUAUCAGCCAGGCUUCCUUAUGCAGCGAGUGCUGAAUCAACAGCCAGUACUUAGUCCACUAAAUCACCGAUACUUUAAAUACAAGAGAAAAGUUGAAAUGACAAAAGAAGGGGCUAAAAAGGGAGAGACUAGUCUUAAUCCUUAACAAGAAACUGUUUAGAUGUGAAGCAUAAACGCACCCUUACUUAAGGAUUUUUGAUGAUGUAUUUUAUUUGCAAAAAAAAUCUGGCAAUAUUUUUUCCUCUGAAAAUUUAGUUUUAAUGAGUCCCACACCUUUUCUAAAGAUUCUUGGAGAAGCUGUUUUGAUGAGACCAGCUGUUGCUUUCAUUUUGGGGCCUGGACAGAUGAGAGCGAUUGCACUUGUCAAAUUGUAUAUCUGGUAUCUUGGUCCAUUACGUUAUGGCUCAGACGACUGCAGCGUUUCAUCUGCCACAAUAAAGAACCCCCUUCUCUGAAAGCUAAUCAGGUGCCUAGAGCCUUUUCUAACGCUGAGAUGGGGGAGAAAGGAAAGCUUCACUUACCUCUGCUGACCUCUGUUCCAAGUCAGUUAUCAUUAGUCCCUUAACUUCAAAAGGGUGUCGCCAGUUUCAGAGUCAACUUGUCAAAACACUGGUUUUCAGAUAUAUAUAUAUUUUUUAUCAGAGGAUCUUCUUUUCCCCACAUGGUCAGAUUUCUCCACAAUUAAAUAAGAACUAGGGUUUUUCCUUGGUUAAAGACCAAUCUGUAUGAUGUUAUCAAAUAAGAAAGUAUACUGGAGCAGCAAAUGCCACAUUAUGUUUUAAUUCUGUCCUUGCUGAAUUCCCCUUUCUUAAAACCGGUUCUGCCUCUCAUCUAGGCAACGCACUUAACGUUUUUAUAAGCAUUUUAUGCUUCCUAACAGGGCCUAAUUUAAUUCAGUAUUUUCCGAAUAGUUGCAGGAAAACUGCCUAACUGCAAGGCACUAUAAAAAUGUUAAUGGAACUAUGAAUUAAAGUGCCACAUUAGUGCCAUUUCCAGCUGUGGCAAAGCACAGGUGUUAGCGGAGCUUACCUGUGGCUUUCUUCACUGUAGAUGUCAGCCCGUACAGCAUCUCAGUAGUACAUUUGUUUACGUUAGGUUUCGACCUCAGUUCUCCUUUCUUUGUUAAAAAAGAAGACACAGAACAGAGGUAAUGGAAAUCAUAAAUAAAAAUUUGAAAAGAAUACCAGUGGCCCAAUGAAUAUUUUCUGUUGAGGAAUAAGAUUUGGCAAAAAUACAGACCACCGAUCGUGUAAAAUGAGUUUGUUUGUUUGUUUGUUUUCUAAAUGAGUCUGUUUGGUUCGUUUUGGCUGAACUAGCUUCUCCCUUCAUAAGAAAAUUUGAGAACUUUGAUCUAAAAGGUGUAACAAGAUACUUCCUAACAUUAAAUGGCUGACUGUAAUAGUUAAGACUUUGUUAUGAAUAAUCUUAUUUAUGCCCCAAGUGCUUACUCAGCUAAACGCCUUAAUGAAAGUGGUUUUCACCUAGGAGAUAAGAAAACAUACUUAAGAAAUGACUGGAAAGGCUAUUUAUUACCCUGUGAUAAAUGAAAUGACGACUUACUCUCUUAAAAUGUCAUAUUAAAAUUAGCUCGUUCUUAUGCACGUACACACACACACACACACACACACAUCCAUAAUCCAUGUGAAUUAGAUACUAAUGUUAACAUACCAUUUAAAUUGAGACCAGAAAGAGGAUGUGUUGAAAGAUCACUCCAAAAAUUAUUCCAUUACAGUUUUCUUGAUAAACAGGAAAGUAAAUGCUUAUACCAUGAAUUAAUUAAGCUGUGGAUUUUUGUGUUUUUCAAAAUGAUUUUUUGUUAGUUUGAAAUAUCAUUGCACUUGAGUCAAUUCUUUUUCUUUUAACUUAUUUUUCUUUACAACAUGAAAAAAACUGUCUUAAAGUACUGUAACUCUUCUGAAUUCUCAAUAAAAUAUAAUUAUUUUGCUUG
Callorhinus ursinus (northern fur seal) is the source of this 5649-nucleotide messenger RNA. It is a transcript of the gene SLC36A4, whose product is annotated as solute carrier family 36 member 4. Gene Ontology annotation, biological process: L-alanine transport; amino acid transmembrane transport. NCBI's taxonomy places the organism in Eukaryota, Metazoa, Chordata, Mammalia, Carnivora, Otariidae. Gene Ontology annotation, cellular component: vacuolar membrane. Gene Ontology annotation, molecular function: L-alanine transmembrane transporter activity; L-proline transmembrane transporter activity. The record is from RefSeq and is a predicted model, not a curated record.